This is a messenger RNA of Poecilia reticulata (guppy), 3813 nucleotides long. RefSeq lists its product as uncharacterized. NCBI's taxonomy places the organism in Eukaryota, Metazoa, Chordata, Actinopteri, Cyprinodontiformes, Poeciliidae. The record is from RefSeq and is a predicted model, not a curated record. Gene Ontology annotation, biological process: embryo development; regulation of transcription by RNA polymerase II. Gene Ontology annotation, molecular function: RNA polymerase II transcription regulatory region sequence-specific DNA binding; DNA-binding transcription factor activity, RNA polymerase II-specific. Gene Ontology annotation, cellular component: nucleus.
AUAUUAUUAAUGUAUCAGCAGGUUGUUUUGGCUUAAUUUUUACUUUUCCACAAUACUCUUUCACACAUUCAGAAAAGGAGUGCUAGGGUGCCCAAGUCUAAUUGUCUAACGCUUCAGGUUUUACAUGUUUUCUUUCUCCAAUGCAAUAGAAACAAAUGGCUGAGUUGCUCUUUUAUUACCUCUCUCUGCAGAGGUCUGCUCACAAACCAUUCAUUUGAUUCACAAGUGAGGGAAACUGGAUCUUCACAUUCUGCAGCUCCAGGAAACAACCUUUUAUUGAAUAUUUUAUCAGGAGAAUUAAGAAGAAGGAAGUUAAUAAUCUAUUAACCUUUUUAUUGCAACUUCAGUUACACCAGCCCUUACAGUGUACAGGAAGAUCUUUAUAUAGAGCUCACUCUGUACAGACAGGAUGCCUAUUUCCAUUGGCUAGGCAUGCAAAUAAGCAAUAGAACAUCAUUUUUGGGUUCAUGGUGCCCUCUUGUGGUGCACUGCCCUGAGCAGAAAGCUACAACCAUAAGCAAAAAAACGCAGGUGUACAGUAAAGUAUAAUUUCUCCUAUCUAUGAAACAUAUGCUUAUUCUAUUGCAGGUUUUUCGGCCUUGGUUGUGGUUAAACAUGCUCUUAUAAAUAAGUUGAUUUUGUCUUUGCUUGGCGGCAGUAGAUUCAUAGGUAUGAAUUGUUUUCAGUUCACACAUUUAGUGGUACUUGAAGUGAUAUUCAGAAGUUUUCUUCAAGUGGGACAGCAAUAUUUUUGCAAUAAUAUAACUAACAUGACAAGUACACUGUAAUUAAGCUACCAGACUUUUUUCUCCCAAUGUUAAUUCAAUUUGACUAGUUUUUACCCACUUCCUAUGCCCAUGGUCCCUACACACGCAGGUUUGCACUCCCAACACAAGAGGCACCGUCAGGAAACGGCAGCACUACAACACCGGAACCAUUUCUAACUUUCACCAAAUAUUUCUCCGGACGUGUUUCUUGUACGGACCCGGCUUCUGCUUUGUUUACUUUUUAUUUGAUAGCCUCAAAUCUACCAGCAAAUCUCUUAUGAGUAACAUUUUCAAACGCCUAGCUCUCGUCUAUGUCUCUCGUUUUUUUCCUUUUAUCUAUGACCACCUAUUUUAAUCCCAAUAUAAAUAUACAUGAAUUUUAUUUUACCUUUUUGAACAUACAGGCGCUUAGGAAGGUGCAGUCAUGUCCGCUGAGCGACAAAUGUUCCCGUCGCUGUUUUCUCCGCCGCCUUUCGCUGCAGUCGGAGCGGUAGAGAGUGCCGUGGAGCCUGCGGGCCGUGAACUGCCGUUCACCCAGUCAGAGGUGGAAACAUUCAGGAUGUUCCUGAACGAGCGGCUGACGGCAGCAGUGGAGGACAUUCUGAGCGUGUUCGGGAAGACAGUGGCUCGGUACCAGGAGCAGAUAGACUGCCAGCAGCGGGAGCUGGACAGCCUGAGGUCCGGAGAGCGAGAGUGGAGCCGGGCAACAGAGCCUCUGCAGGACUCAUCCUGGAUGAAGAAAUGUCCUGAACACCAGACCCUUGAUGCUCCGCUGUUUCAUACUGACAAUCUUAUUGAGAAAGUCGUCGACACCUCAGCUGCUCCGAUUAAAUCAGAAGGUGUGGAUGAGGAUUGUGGAGAGUCGACAACAUGUCAUCACCCUAGUUUAACACACCGGCUGGAUCCAGAAGCAGUGAGCGAUGAGCGAGUUAUCUGUGAGGACUCUGACACAGAGAACAGCGAGGACGGCUGGAGAGAUGAUGCCACUUUGUGGAAGUCAGAGGAAAUGGCAGAAAACAAAGAUCCCAGCUCCAGUUCAGAACCUCAGGGCUCCACUGAUCCGCCACAGUUUGGCUGCCAGGUUUGUGGCAUCCCCUUCCAGAAGAUGGGCUACCUGAUCACCCACGCUGCAGUGCAUCAGGAAACCUGUGGAGUUUGUGGAAAACAGGUGGAACAAACGGAAAGCCUCAAGCUUCACCUGAAAGCUCACAGAGAAACGACGUUCCGCUGCAGCGUCUGUGGGCAGAGCUUCACGCUGCGGGGAAACCUCCGCAUCCACAUGAAGAUCCACUCGGGCGAACGGCCGCACAGCUGCAGCAUCUGCAGCAAGAGCUUCGGCCGGCGGGCGUCGCUGGUGCGCCACGUGCGCAGCCACAUGGGCGAGAAGCCGUUCGCCUGCAUGUACUGCGGCCACAGCUUCACGGAGAAGGGCAACCUGACGGUCCACAUGCGGACGCACACAGGAGAGAGGCCGUACCGGUGCUCCAGGUGCGCCCGCAGCUUCAGCCAGCUGUCCAGCUUCUAUAAACACCCGUGUCAGAAGAAAGGCCUGAUCUGUGCUGCCAUCACUACCACCUGACAGCUGGGACACUUGAGCAGCUGCAGAAGGGCUUCCCCUGUGAAACAGAGCAAAGUAAUGAACACUUUUAUCAAAGUAACAUUUCAUCAGGGUUUAUUGAUGACUAGAAACUUGUUUUUAUUCUCUCCGUUUCAAAUCAGUCAUUUUAUGUUAAUUUUAGGAUUUUUUUUUGUCUUAAAACCAUAGGAUUAAUAUACAUAAAUAUUUAAAUCCAUAACUUUUUGAACACCUGUGGAAGCAGUAACUGAUCCUUGCUCUUUGCAAUUACAGAUUUUUUUUUUGUUUGGUUCAUUAGAUUUAUGAGGAAAAGCUAUUUUGAAAAACUCUUGAUUAUAAAUCAGAAGUAUUGAAAAACACUUCAUUUACUUUUCUCCAGCUUUAUCUUAAAUAAAGCUUGAAACUUUUUGAAAAAUUGUUAAAAAUAAUUUUUGUUUAAAAGUGGGCAUAAUAGUAUUAAAUGCCACAUUAAAACAUCCUGCAAAAUUCUACUGAAAAAACCCCAAAUCUAUUCGAAGUAAAUAAAUACAACAGGUGCAAUAAACAGUUUUCAUGCAGCUGCACACCCUUAGAUUUAAUUCCAGCAUUUAGGUUUCUUUGGCAGUAGUCAUAACUUCAUGCCCACAUCUUGGCUCGGUAAUGUCGUAUUCACAAACACUUCCUGCCUAAAUUGUCCAACUCAAUCAGAUCGAGAGGACUUCUCUGUCCAUGUCCCUCUUCAGAUGUUCCCAAAAUUGAUGGAAAGUGGUGACGGUUUCUGAUAAGGGCAACAUGGGCAACCACCUAGGGCGGCAUCUUGUGGGGGCGGCAUGAAUCUGCCCCAUGGCCCCAAAACCCAGUCUUCCAAUUGUCAGCAAUUUAUUACAUCCUUGUUUUAUUGUUGUUAUUUUGGAUUUUGUUCCCACUAACAUUUAUUCUUAGCUAUGUAAAAUGUUUGGAUAUGAUUCAUAAUGGUCUCAGUUGUUUUAAACACUCAAAAUACCGGAGUAUCUACAGUGAUGUGAAAGGCUUUUAAGAAACCAUCAUACAAGUUUAUUCUUUUUUACUACUCUACCUCAGUUUUUACUUAUUGUUGGAAUGUGUGUUAUUAUGUAAAAAAGAUGUGGUUUAUAAAAAUAUGGGACCAUUUAAAAUGAAGGGUUUGUGGUGAAUUGGCUCAACCGUCAAUUUUUGUUGCACGUUUUGUUACACGCCACUUACUAGAAAUGUUACACGGCUCCGUCAUUGGAAAUAUUCUGUUGGAAAAGACAUUUGCAGUUCUCUUUGGUAACGUUGUCUCUUUAAGAUUAAGACUUUUAUUUUUAUACCGAUUCUAAUUUCUUAUACCCUUGACUAAAGUUAGCACAAUUUGUCUGGAUAAAAGUUGAGACUUUUGUUGUGUGGAAGAUUACAAUAAAUACAUGUUUGUAGGAAGAAAACCAAAGCCUCAUUAAAUAAACGAAGAUUUGUCAAACUGUUUGUUUUUUUUCA